Messenger RNA from Trichobilharzia regenti, 301 nucleotides. Lineage: Eukaryota; Metazoa; Platyhelminthes; Trematoda; Strigeidida; Schistosomatidae. The record is from the annotation of a GenBank genome assembly.
UUAUUAUUGUUAUUAUGAUAGAUGUUGAUUCUGAUGACAAUGAUGUUAAUGAUUGUGAUAGUGAUAAUAAUAAUAAUAAAAAUGAUGUUGAGGAUGAUAAGAAUCAUGAAAAACGUAGUAGUAGAAAUGUGGGCGUAUUUUAUCAAUCGCGUAAAGAACUCAAUCAAAGCUACGCUGAUAUGAUCACAAAUACCUAUGCAGUUGGAUUCGAUCCAUUAUUACUUAAAAUUAUCUCAGAAAGUUUAGAAUAGUUAAUAUCCAUCAAACGACGCCUGCUUCUUUUUAUCUAAAACCACUCACU